CACCACACCACCACCGCUGCGCCGGUCCAUCAUCAACGCCGCAAGCCGACUAUGGGCGAUAAGUUGAGCGGCGCAAUGAUGAAGUUGAGUGGCACGUUGACGCGCAAGCCGGGGAAGAAGGCUGCGGGGACGAGGAGGAUGAAUGGGACGGAUGGGAAGGGGUCGCAUCGU
Molecule: messenger RNA, 171 nt
Organism: Zymoseptoria tritici IPO323
Lineage: Eukaryota; Fungi; Ascomycota; Dothideomycetes; Mycosphaerellales; Mycosphaerellaceae
Exons: 1
Source: RefSeq, a predicted model, not a curated record